AUGGCGCAGACCGUCGUAGACAUAGCGCAACUUCUCCACGUCCGCGAUAUCCGGUCGCCCAUCGAGGGCGAACAUCCCGGACGAGCUGAUCUCGUGGACCGGGCUUGCACCGGCGGUAGCGCUAUCGGGGGUUCUCGUCACCGGCUUCACAAUGGGCAUCCACUGGUGUCCCCGCCUCGUCCCCCUGGAUGCCUACAUCGAACCCCUGGCCCAGCGUUGCCGGCACUUCUCGAAUAUCUACAUAGUACACUUCCCUCGUCCUCCAAGCCGCGCUCUGUGGGUGGGACGACUUGUGCUGUUCGUGCCUUCUCCCACGCCGACGGCUCGGCUCGUCCCGUUCCAAACGCUCAUAGACUUGGUAUGGCACGCCGUGCGACGGCUGACGUUGACAUCUUUGAGGAGGAGGGCUUCUACACUUCUACUAUCGACGUUGAGCCCAUUCGCACCCGCAUUCAUGCCUAUCUGACACGAGAAGAGCGGGAGCUCUACACCCCCAAUACGUUCUUCGAUGCCGACGGCCGCUUCUCCGCCGCCCCGUCCGCGGGUGGCACGCUAGAGAUCAGCGUCCAGGCCCUUAGUUUGUCGAGACACCCUGGUGACGUCUCUGACUUCGACGAGUAUCGCCGCUACUUCCCAGGGCAGUGGUGCCCGAUGGUGACCGUCAUCGGAUCCGUGCCAUUGCCCAGCGACAACACCAGCGACCCUUCUGAACCUCGCCGCUUUAAGGUGGACAGCUCAAGCUCGACUCAGACCCUGCUCGCCUGGCCUCACCCUAGCACCGGCGCGGCUCCCGCUCGCCCCGGCGUCGUCUUCCCACACCCGCAAGGGUAG
Ilyonectria robusta is the source of this 831-nucleotide messenger RNA. RefSeq lists its product as uncharacterized. Lineage: Eukaryota; Fungi; Ascomycota; Sordariomycetes; Hypocreales; Nectriaceae. The coding region runs from base 1 to 831 and encodes 276 amino acids. The record is from RefSeq and is a predicted model, not a curated record. The transcript is spliced from 3 exons.